CCGUGUGCUCCGUUCUUCUCUUUCUGCUUCUGGAAUGAUGGCUCUAUCUCGUCUUCCUUCUCUAGUCCCGCCCUUUCAGCUACCGGCUCUGGAUGGGGAUCGGUAACCCAGAAAGGGCCAGCAAAAGCGCCGUAGUGUUUAGAGGAGCGGAAGUAGUCAAAUGUCUCUGAACACCGUAAAGUGCGGCUGGCUGUCUCCCUUUCCGGAUAAAGACAACAGUUCCGACUGUCAGUGCCGGCCUUCCUCCUGGGUUAUUCAGUUGAGGAAGACAAAAAUUAUUUGGAACGCACCUAGUGGCUUUGCCUUGCAGAUUUGGUAGACGCAAAAAGCAAAGGGGGAACAUGGGCAAAGGAAGAAAUGCUUUUUGUUUUUCCUUGCAAAAAUCAUUUGGCAGAUUUGAUGAAAAAGAAAAUGUGUCCAAUUGCAUCCAGUUGAAAACCUCAGUUAUAAAGGGUAUUAAGAAUCAAUUGAUAGAACAGUUUCCAGGUAUUGAACCAUGGCUUAAUCAAAUCAUGCCUAAGAAAGAUCCUGUCAAAAUAGUGCGAUGCCAUGAACAUAUAGAAAUCCUUACAGUGAAUGGAGAGUUACUCUUUUUCAGACAAAGAGAAGGGCCUUUUUAUCCAACCCUAAGAUUACUUCACAAAUAUCCUUUUAUCCUGCCACAUCAGCAGGUUGACAAAGGAGCCAUCAAAUUUGUACUCAGUGGAGCAAAUAUCAUGUGUCCAGGCUUAACUUCUCCUGGAGCUAAACUUUACCCUGCUGCAGUAGAUACGAUUGUUGCAAUCAUGGCAGAAGGAAAACAGCAUGCUCUGUGUGUUGGAGUCAUGAAGAUGUCUGCAGAAGAUAUUGAGAAAGUCAACAAAGGAAUUGGCAUUGAAAAUAUCCAUUAUUUAAAUGAUGGGCUGUGGCAUAUGAAGACAUAUAAAUGAGCCUCAGAAGAAAUGCACUUGGGCUAAAAAUGGAUAUUAUGCUCUAUCUGUAUCUGUGUUUGUGUUUAUGUGUGAUGGCAUGAAGACAAUACCUCUGUGGUUAUGCUGAAUAAAUUCAACAGAUGCUA
This is a messenger RNA of Budorcas taxicolor (takin), 1057 nucleotides long. RefSeq names its product MCTS1 re-initiation and release factor (gene MCTS1). The coding region runs from base 342 to 929 and encodes 195 amino acids. The transcript has 7 exons. The record is from RefSeq and is a predicted model, not a curated record. Gene Ontology annotation, biological process: formation of translation preinitiation complex. NCBI's taxonomy places the organism in Eukaryota, Metazoa, Chordata, Mammalia, Artiodactyla, Bovidae. Gene Ontology annotation, molecular function: RNA binding.